This is a messenger RNA of Rhododendron vialii, 2603 nucleotides long. Its product is annotated as mitochondrial carrier protein MTM1-like. NCBI's taxonomy places the organism in Eukaryota, Viridiplantae, Streptophyta, Magnoliopsida, Ericales, Ericaceae. The record is from RefSeq and is a predicted model, not a curated record. Bases 1011 to 2030 code for a protein of 339 amino acids. The transcript is spliced from 11 exons. Gene Ontology annotation, biological process: mitochondrial transmembrane transport.
GGCCGCCAUAAGGCUCCUUUUUUUCCCCAUUUACUGGAGCUGUGUUUUUCUUCUCUUUCUUGUAGGCGUUACCAAACGGCGCCCUAAUUCCAGAGAGUUCUACGCUCCUGUCUCUGUCGACGUUUAUUUCCUGUUCCCCAAGUAAUUCGGAAAACCGCUCGGAUUAAUUUCAGAAAAAUACCAUGUUUUAGCUUCACAAGCGAAGGACCAAAAGCUAAGAUCAGAAAAAAGGGGGUUCAGGUCGAGGGAUUGUAAAGAAUGGUAGAAGAAUCUGAGCAGACCCAAAAUCAAUGGAUGAGUAUAGAUCAAUCCUCAAGAGUUGAAAUUGACAAAACUGUUUCAUUGAUGACUGAGCCAAUGGUGACAGAGGGCAUUGAAGCUACACAACCUCAACCUCAACCGCGCCGUUCCACCACCACAUCAAAUGACCAAUUGGGUGUCACAGAGAGAGCAUUUUCUGCUGCCGGUGCCGCCUUUCUAUCGGCAAUCAUUGUCAACCCACUUGACGUUGCUAAGGUUUUUUAUUUAAAUUUAUGGGGUGCACAAUAUUGUGUUUUUGUGUUGCUCAUUUAUGCUGUUUGUAUUCUUUUGAUCUUUUAGUUAUGCUCAUUGAUACCUUCAAGCUUUUGUGUUUACAUUUGCUUAUAGUUAGCUAUUUGCAUUGGUUUUGUGGGUAUUUCGGCAUGCUAGUAGUUGCCUAUCCCUUGGUUUUGUGUUUCUUCUGGGUUUCUUAGAUUUUUAGUUUGCCGUUAAUGUAAUAAUGUUAUGAUUGCACAUUGGUUAGAAAGGGGUGAUCUAUGGGCUGGAUUAAGAUAUCCACGGUAUGUGCAAGCAUACUAUUUGGGUGUUGAAUGAUGAUCGUUGAAUGAAGCUGCUAAAAGGGAAAGGGUUACUAGCAGGUCAGUGACGAUAGGGUGGGCCACUAGGGACAUUGGCUACGGAGCAUGAUGGUGUGUUGCGCUCCACAUUGGUUACCAAUGGCCUUGAGUAUUUGAGUAUAUUUCAAGCCCAUGUCCAAGGAGGUGUUCUACUACCCAAGGACAAGGUUGCAAGCACAGGCAGCCGGAGUUCCUUACUCUCAUCCGCUAAGUAAUUUUACAAGUCGCAUGGCCUUUUUCGGACCAAACAUGAUGUUUGCAGAUCUAAGGUGUUCUCCGUCAUGCACCCGUGCUGGCAUUCAAGGUACUGUAUCAAUUUGCCCUCCUGAUUGUUUCCAGUACAAAGGGACUCUAGAUGUCUUCUACAAAAUCAUUCGACAGGAAGGAAUUUCAAGGCUAUGGAGAGGCACAAAUGCAGGUCUAGCGCUUGCUGUACCAACUGUUGGAAUCUACUUGCCAUGUUAUGACAUUUUCCGAAACCAGUUGGAGGCAUUCACAGCCGAGAAUGCCCCAAGCAUGACAGCAUAUGCCCCUUUAGUGGCGGGGGCAUUGGCACGCUCAUUGGCUUGCACAACUUGUUACCCCAUUGAACUUGCUAGAACGCGCAUGCAGGCAUUUAAGGAGUUUCAGAGAGGUAAGAAGCCUCCUGGUGUGUGGAAGACUUUAAUCGAAGUUGUCUCUCAUGUCAAGAGCACAAGUAACCUUCAGAACAACUUACCGAGCUACCGUCUCCUCUGGACAGGCCUCGGGGCACAGCUUGCUCGCGAUGUUCCUUUCUCUGCAAUAUGCUGGUCCACCCUUGAGCCAGUCAGAAGAAGACUUCUUAGUGUAACAGGUGACGAAUCCAACGCAGUCACUGUCCUUGGGGCAAAUUUCUCUGCCGGCUUCGUUGCAGGUAGCCUUGCUGCUGCGGCAACAUGUCCGUUAGAUGUUGCUAAAACUCGGAGGCAGAUUGAGAAGGAUCCAGUUAGGGCAUUGAGGAUGACAACAAGACAAACGUUGAUGGAGAUUUGGAGAGAUGGAGGUAUGAGGGGACUGUUUACAGGCGCCGGUCCUCGUGUCGGUCGUGCAGGCCCUUCUGUUGGGAUUGUAGUUUCCUUUUAUGAAGUGGUGAAGUAUGUUCUACAUCACAGCUAUGCAACUUCUUCAUGAGAAGAUGCACAGAGCUGUUUUCUUUCUGAGUUUAGCUUCUCCUUCGUGGAAAAUUUUCACCAUUCCUUGGCAGAAACCCUUGGUUCCGCGAGGAAGACCUAGUGGCAUCUCUGUGGAUACAGUAGCAUACAGAGGAGCAGUUUUGACAUGGUAGAUGCUCUUCUCAAGUCCUAGUGCAGAAAACUCUCUUACCCACCCACACACACACACACACACAAUCUCCGUCUGUCUCGAACUUUGGCUGUUGCCUGUUUGACUCUUUUCAUGCCAUGACAUGAAAAUCCAAGAGACUCGAUGGAUCCUUGACUUUAUACAAAGUUUUGUAGCAUAAUCGUCGUCCAUAAGCAAUUUUUUUCCUGAGUUGAUCUCAGUUUUGCUUAUUCAUGUAACUUCAAGUCUCAUAUGGGGAUAUAAGCAAUUUUUAUUUUUCUGCCUUGUUUUGUUUUGUUGGCGACACUUCCUCAACAAGUUUAUAUGCUGAGAUAGGACUUUAUUUAUCCGCUUGGAAUUAUCAAAGAUGUGUACCUAAUCUCAGGUUAUUAUUAAAUACUAUUUAUCUUUUGUUUUUACUUU